AUGAUAAAGAACAACCAAACUAUCAUCUCCCAUUUCCUACUCCUGGGACUACCAAUUCCCCAAGAGCACCAUUACCUGUUCUAUGCCUUGUUCCUGGCCAUGUACCUCACUACCAUCCUGGGAAACCUCCUCAUUAUCAUCCUCAUAAUACUGGACAUCCAUCUCCACACACCCAUGUACUUGUUUCUCAGCAACUUGUCCUUCACUGACCUCUGCUUUUCCUCUGUCACGAUGCCCAAGUUGCUACAGAACAUGCAGAGCCAGGACACAUCCAUCUCCUACAUAGGUUGUUUGACACAAAUGUACUUUUUAAUGGCUUUUGCAAACAUGGAGAACUUUCUUCUUGUGGCCAUGGCCUAUGACCGCUAUGUGGCUAUUUGCUUCCCUCUGCAUUACACCAGCAUCAUGAGCCCCAAGCUCUGUGUGUGUCUGGUGGUGCUGUCCUGGGUGCUUACCAUGCUUUAUUCCCUGUUGCACACCCUACUCUUGGCUAGAUUGUCAUUCUGUGAGGACAACAUGAUCCCCCAUUUCUUCUGUGACAUAUCUGCCCUACUCAAGUUGGCCUGCUCUGAUAUUUAUAUUAAUGAACUUAUGAUGAUUAUCUUGGGUGGGCUUGAUAUUAUCAUCCCAUUCUUCCUCAUUGUUGUGUCCUAUAUACAAAUUGUCUCUUCCAUCCUUAAGCUUUCAUCUACUCGGGGUAUACGCAAGGUCUUCUCCACCUGUGGUUCCCAUUUAUCUGUAGUUUCACUGUUUUAUGGGACAAUUAUUCGUAUCUACAUAUGUCCAUCAGCUAAUAACCCUACAGUCGGGGAGAUCGUCAUGGCCCUGAUGUACACAGUGGUGACUCCCAUGCUGAAUCCAUUUAUCUACAGCCUGAGGAACAGAGACAUGAAAGAGGCACUGAUAAGAGUCCUUUGCAAGAAGAAUAUCUCUUUAUAA
Rattus norvegicus (Norway rat) is the source of this 939-nucleotide messenger RNA. RefSeq names its product olfactory receptor family 1 subfamily E member 27B (gene Or1e27b). Gene Ontology annotation, cellular component: membrane; plasma membrane. Gene Ontology annotation, biological process: G protein-coupled receptor signaling pathway; signal transduction; detection of chemical stimulus involved in sensory perception of smell. The transcript has a single exon. The record is from RefSeq and is marked reviewed. Lineage: Eukaryota; Metazoa; Chordata; Mammalia; Rodentia; Muridae. Gene Ontology annotation, molecular function: G protein-coupled receptor activity; olfactory receptor activity. Bases 1 to 939 code for a protein of 312 amino acids.